AUGGUUCAAGAAGAUCGUAAACUUUUCAAGCCUCUCAAGGUUGGCGACAUUGAGCUCAAGCACCGCGUCGUCAUGGCGCCCUUGACGCGAAUGCGAGCCAAGGAGGGCCAUGUCCCAUGGGAGAAGGCAGUCGAUUACUACUCUCAGCGUGCUAGUGUUCCAGGUACACUUCUCGUUACGGAGGCCACCUUCAUCAGCGAGCAGGCAGGCGGUUACCCAACCUGUCCAGGCAUUUUCAAUGACGAACAAGUCAAGGUCUGGCGCAAAGUGACCGAUGCUGUGCACGAGAAGAAGUCCUUCAUCUACUGCCAACUUUGGGCUCUCGGUCGUACCGCUAGCAAGGAGGCACUCGCGGCGCUCGGUCACGAUCUCGUCUCUGCUUCAGAUAUCCCAAUGGAAAAGGGAGCACCAACGCCUCGACCACUGACGACGGAGGAAGUUGAGGCAUAUGUACAACAGUACGCUACAGCUGCCAAAAUCGCUAUGGAGGCUGGUUUCGACGGAGUGGAGCUUCACGCCGCCAAUGGUUAUCUUAUCGACCAGUUCACGCAAGAUAUAAGCAACAAGAGAACCGACAAGUAUGGUGGGUCCAUCGAGAACCGCUCCCGUUUCGCCAUUGAAGCGAUCGAAGCAAUUGUUGCUGCCAUCGGUGCUUCAAAGACGGGUAUCAGGCUCUCUCCUUGGUCUGGCUUCCAAGGCAUGCGCAUGGAAGAACGCACCAUCCCACAGUUCUCACACCUCAUCAAGAACCUGCCCCGGGAUCUGGCAUACAUUCACAUGAUUGAAUCUCGUGUGCAGGGCGGUGAUGACCAAGACGACAAUGAAGCCGAGUCGCUUGAAUUUGCCAAGGCACUCUGGAAGGGUCCCUUCCUGUUUGCAGGUGGUUUCAAACCUGAUAUUGCCAUCAAAACGGCUGAGCAAGAUGAUCGCUCAGUCAUUGUCUUUGGUCGCUACUUCAUCUCUAACCCAGACCUGGUCGCUAAGCUCAAGCUUGGUCGGGAGCUGACACGGUACAAUCGUGAUACUUUCUAUACCCCAGGCGAGGAAGGCUAUACAGACUAUGCUGUAGACGAGGAGCUUGUAAGUCAGGCUGCAUAG
Messenger RNA from Protomyces lactucae-debilis, 1098 nucleotides. RefSeq lists its product as uncharacterized. The coding region runs from base 1 to 1098 and encodes 365 amino acids. Gene Ontology annotation, molecular function: FMN binding; NADPH dehydrogenase activity. The transcript has a single exon. NCBI's taxonomy places the organism in Eukaryota, Fungi, Ascomycota, Taphrinomycetes, Taphrinales, Protomycetaceae. The record is from RefSeq and is a predicted model, not a curated record.